This is a messenger RNA of Ceratotherium simum simum (southern white rhinoceros), 1866 nucleotides long. It is a transcript of the gene GALNT12, whose product is annotated as polypeptide N-acetylgalactosaminyltransferase 12. The record is from RefSeq and is a predicted model, not a curated record. Gene Ontology annotation, biological process: protein O-linked glycosylation. Lineage: Eukaryota; Metazoa; Chordata; Mammalia; Perissodactyla; Rhinocerotidae. Gene Ontology annotation, molecular function: polypeptide N-acetylgalactosaminyltransferase activity. Gene Ontology annotation, cellular component: Golgi apparatus.
CGCGACCCGGUCCUGCCGCGGCCGCCGGUGCCCGCGGACGCUCUGGGCGCGCGGGGCGAGGCGGUGCGGCUGCAGCUGCAGGGCGAGGAGCUGCGGCUGCAGGAGGAGAGCGUGCGGCUGCACCAGAUCAACACCUACCUCAGCGACCGCAUCUCGCUGCACCGCCGCCUGCCCGAGCGCUGGAACCCGCUGUGCAGAGAGAAGAAAUACGAUUAUGGACGUUUGCCCACGACAUCUGUUGUCAUAGCGUUUUAUAAUGAAGCCUGGUCAACUCUCCUUCGGACAGUUUAUAGCGUCCUCGAGACGUCCCCAGACAUCCUGCUAGAGGAAGUUAUCCUCGUAGAUGACUACAGCGAUAGAGAGCACCUGAAGGAGCGGCUGGCCAGCGAGCUGUCGGGGCUGCCCAAGGUGCGCCUGAUCCGCGCCAACAGGAGGGAGGGCCUGGUGCGGGCCCGGCUGCUGGGGGCUUCCGUGGCCAAGGGCGACGUGCUGACCUUCCUGGACUGCCACUGUGAGUGCCACGAGGGGUGGCUGGAGCCGCUGCUGCAGAGGAUCCACGAGGAGGAGUCGGCAGUGGUGUGCCCUGUGAUCGAUGUGAUCGACUGGAACACGUUCGAGUACCUGGGGAACCCCGGGGAACCCCAGAUCGGGGGCUUCGACUGGAGGCUGGUGUUCACGUGGCACGUGGUUCCCGAGAGGGAGAGGAUGCGGAUGCGCUCCCCCGUCGACGUCAUCAGGUCUCCAACCAUGGCUGGUGGGCUGUUUGCUGUGAGUAAGAAAUAUUUUGAGUAUCUGGGGUCUUACGAUACAGGAAUGGAAGUUUGGGGCGGAGAAAACCUCGAAUUCUCCUUUAGGAUUUGGCAGUGCGGUGGGACCCUGGAGACACACCCGUGUUCUCACGUUGGCCACGUUUUCCCCAAGCAAGCUCCCUACUCCCGCAGCAAGGCUCUCGCCAACAGCGUCCGUGCAGCUGAAGUGUGGAUGGAUGAAUAUAAAGAGCUCUACUACCAUCGCAACCCCCACGCCCGCUUGGAACCCUUUGGGGACGUGACGGAGAGGAAGCAGCUACGUGCGAAGCUCCAGUGUAAGGACUUCAGGUGGUUCCUGGAGAACGUGUAUCCAGAACUGCACGUGCCUGAAGACAGGCCGGGCUCCUUCGGGAUGCUCCAGAGCAAAGGACUAAAAGAUUACUGCUUUGACUAUAACCCUCUCAGUGACAGCCAAAUCACGGGACACCAGGUCGUUCUGUACCUCUGCCACGGGAUGGGUCAGAACCAGUUUUUCGAGUACACGUCCCGGAAUGAACUCCGCUAUAACACCCGCCAGCCAGAGGGCUGCGUAGCUGUGGACGCGGGAACCGAUCUUCUCACCGUGCAUCUCUGCGAGGACACUGCCCCGGAGAAUCAGAAGUUCGUCUUGCAGGAGGAUGGUUCUUUAUUCCACGUACAGUCCAAGAAAUGUGUUCAGGCCGAGAGGAAGGCGCUGGGCAGCAGUUUCGUACCACUCCUGCGAGACUGCACCAACUCGGACCUGCAGAGAUGGUUCUUCAAGGAGCGCAUGUUGUAAAGUGUCGCUGCUCCAAGGAACCUGUGGAGGGAGACUGGGCCCUUGGACUCUGUGCCCGGCAGAGACUUAGCUAAGUACAGUGACAGUCCCUCCAAAACGUGGCUGCUCCUCUUUUGUAAGGAAAUCAUUUUGCAGUUUGUGAAAGUGAUGUUGGAUUUAGUAAGACUGUGAAUAAGCUUUGUACUGAUUUUGAAAACUUUAAAAUUGUUCUCAACACCCUAUUUUCAAAGGGUAAUCACAAAAUGUUAACUCUUGGUAUUCAGAGAGUUAAAAACCUUGAAAUAUUUUUCUAUCAAGAUG